Rhipicephalus microplus (southern cattle tick) is the source of this 5163-nucleotide messenger RNA. Its product is annotated as histone-lysine N-methyltransferase SETD1. The record is from RefSeq and is a predicted model, not a curated record. Gene Ontology annotation, molecular function: histone H3K4 methyltransferase activity; RNA binding; protein binding. NCBI's taxonomy places the organism in Eukaryota, Metazoa, Arthropoda, Arachnida, Ixodida, Ixodidae. Gene Ontology annotation, cellular component: Set1C/COMPASS complex.
UAACGCCACAGAGAUGGAGAGGCGAACUUGUGUGUAAUGCGGACCAGUUGGAAAACACCUUUCGGUGGUUAUUGUAAAAUACGAAGCCCAUCUUUGCUGUUUCAGCCGGGCUGUGUUAUGGCGAGGACGUCGAAGAACUCUAGUUGAUGAAACAGGGCUGUGCCGAUCCGCGUGAAUGCGAAGCUAGCCAAGCUUUCAGCAAUGAAUGGCGUUCGACCCGUUCAACAGGACGUCAGCCAUGGGGAGAAAAAGAAGAGGAACUACAAGCUGCUCGUGGAUCCAGCGAUGAAAAAGGGGGCCGUGAAAGUCUACAGAUACGAUGGAGUUGUUCCUGGGCAAGAGAAUCUGUACCCACCUGUUCAAGUUCGAGAUCCGAGGUCUCGUCUCACAUUGCUGUGGGCGAGAACCGAAGUGGCAGAUUUGCCAGUUCCUAAGUUUAAGAUUGAUGAGCACUAUGUGGGUGUACCACCACCACUGGAGGUGACCCUCACCAAUCUUAAUGACAACAUUGGCAAAGCGUUCCUGGAUGACCUCCUGAAGAAGUUUGGACAGAUUGACGAGUCUGUCGUCUACUACCAUGCACGAACGCGGAAACACCUGGGCUUGGCCCGUGUCAUAUUUUCCACCACAAAAUCUGCCCGCUACUGCGUUGAGAAGAUGCAUCUCUCCUCAGUCAUGGGCAAUAUCCUCAAUGUUUUCCUCGACCCUUUUGGUCGAGAGUGCCAGCGGCUCUACGAGGAGAUGUCAUCGGACCGUCCAAAGUUUCAAGAGCCAACACCUUUCAUUCCUGAUCCCCCUCCUCCUCCUACUCCGUCGCAGAUGCUACCAACACCACCACCUGCACCAAGAGUCCACCAUCCGUCUCCCGCCCCUCCCCCACCAUCUGACUAUGGCUACUCCAACCACUCAGAUUAUGGCUCGGGAUCGUACCGUUCCAACCAGUCAACCCCAAUGAGUUAUGACAGCGGCUACUCCUACUGCUCGUCGUCUCAAUAUGCAGCACCUUCCCAUUCUUGGGAUGUGAAUCACUCUGGGACAUCAUGGGGGUCCGAUGGAGUGGCCUGGCAGCAAGGGUCCGCGUGGGACCCCCACGCUGAUGCCAUUCCACCGCCCAAGCAGAGCCCUGCUCGCGAAAGCCUCGACAGCCGCAUAGAGCUCCUGUUGAAGCAGACGGAAGGUAGGGCCGGAUUUCUAGACACAGGUGCGCCGCCCUUUGCAAGUCCACCUUUCAGUGAAACCCUGGCUCCUCAGCAGAGUUCUCCGGUGCCGUCCACGCCACAAAGCUCCGACGGGCUGGCUGCGGUUUCGCUCCCGCCUCUGCCUCCCGAUUCUUCCCCACUGCCUCCACUGCCAGAAAGGGACGAGCUUCCACCUCCCCCACCUGAAGAAGACGACGAAGCCAUGGAGCUGCUGUCAACUCCACCAUCACCGUUUUUAUCACUGCAGGAGUACCAUCAUUGGGCUAGAAUAACGAGAGAGGCGAGGACAAGGGACCUUUCGGAUUCUGAGCUUGACGACCGUCGUGCUGAUGUGACCAUGCAGUCAAACGAGGAAACUAACCAGUCAGUGUCAAGCACGCGAGACUCAACACCAGUUCACGAUGAACUCCCAGAGCCAGCACAAGAAGAAGAUGCCACUGCAAACAACGCGGACGAUGACGACGACGAUCGUAUGUCACUCUCGUCGCUAAGCAGUGGUGAAGAAAAACUGCAAGUAAAUGCACCGCUGCCCGAACCCCCAAAUUCCAGCAUGUACCUCACCGAGGAGGCAACUGCAAGUCCAGCUGCAGUGGCUUACCCAGCAACACCAGAGACGUCGUCUGUGUAUGCACCUGUGUCAGCCUAUCCAAGCGCACACCCCAUGUAUCCGAGCCAGGAAGUGCAGAUGAUGGCACAGAUGGGCAUCUGGAAGCCUGGCAUGGGGUCGGGAGUCCAGUCACCAUCUCCACAUGCGCAGCAGCCACCGCUUCCGCCGUCGCCAAUUCGUUCUGGUUCGACCUAUGGCUACCACGGUAGUGCACCGGCACCCGCUACUGCCGCUGUCCACCCUCCGCCGCACAUGCCAGCCUACAAUCCGCUCUACCCGCCACCGCCACUGCCCCAUUACAGCUCAGCAUCAACGCACUCUCAUCCCUACCCACCUCACUACUACCCAUCGUCAUCUACGCCCGCGCAGUAUGGCCGUGUUGACUACUCGGCAGCCCGGAUGCCACCGUCACCUUACAAGUGGUACAACACUAUGGCACCAAUGCAACGUGUUGGCUUUGCCAGAGCAAACAGCCCUCCCUUGCCUCCCGGCACGAUGAGUACAGACCCCAAUGCACCCACAGUGCGUGCCGUGUUAGACGCCCUGGUGGUGGAACUGAGGGAAAUUGUGAAACGGGACAUCUGUAAGCGCAUGGUGGAAAGCUACGCAUUCAAGCGCUUUGAAGUUUGGUGGGACGAACAGGUUUCUGCUGCAUCUAAGUCAAAGACUUCUGAGGUCACGCUGAAAAAUGAAGCGACGAGCAGUCAGACUGUUUCAUCGUUGUCGUCGCUAUUUGAUGGUUCGAGAAACGAGUCCAGCUUCUCCAUGGGCGACAGCUUUGGUUCCGGUUUUGGAUUUGGCCUUCGAGCGGCCAUGCCCCGAAUGCCAUCGUUCAGGAGAAUACGAAAGCCGCCCUCACCGCCGCCUCUUGACGAUGAAGAUAGCAGAAAGCCUGGUGAUUCAGAUUUGGAGUUUGAGCAAAUAUCGGAUUCUGAAAGUGAUUCUUCUAUACAACGAAGGCCCGUUAUUGAUGAGGAACCAAGCACACAGGAGAGUGACAGCGACAAGGCAGAUUCAGAUUCUGAGUCGGAGUCUGACGAGAGCUCAGAGUCCGACAGUAGUUCGGAAGGUGAAGAUGAUGAAGGGUCCUCUUCAUCGUCGGAGUCUGCAGAAUCCGAUUCAGAGUCUGAAGUUGAGAAAGCCCAGAAGGCUGCCAGCAGCGAUGAAGAACUCUCCUCUUCAAAGCCAACAGGAAAGGGUUCACGAAUCCUUUUAGAGCUAUCUGCAUCAGACAUAUCGGAAGAUGAAGAACCUUUGUUGAGUGCAGGAAUUGUACAGCUAAGUAAGGAGCCUCAGGACCAGCGAACAACAGCUGCUGUAGAGGCUUCCCCAUCCUCUGCAGUUGAAGACAUAAAGAAUGAAGUCUCCGAUCUCGAAGACAUCGAGCUCCCACCCACUCCUCUUUUUGACGAACGGGAGGAAGAGGAUGAAGGACCAGUAUUAUCUCCUCCUGAGGUUGAGCGUGAUGAUGAGGACAUGAUGGACAAAGCCGAGCUGGCUGCUGAUGUUGCCCAAGAAGCACCAGUCGAAGAAGCCAAGAGCAUCAGUCCCAAAGAACCACCACCUUGCAACUUGGAAUACGAAGCGUCCGAAGCGCUCAUGGCCCUCGCCUCCAGCUUUGCCCCUCCCGACAGUGCGGAGGCAGAAAUGGCGAAGAAACCGGUGUCCCCGCCCCCAGUGAAAGUUGAGGAGGAAGGGCAGCCUCACCACCUUGUCAAUGGCGAUGCUGCAAAGGCAGCGCUGGUGAAGAACGAUGUUGUCCAAGGAGUGGAGCAGAUGGAUGUGGAGGAGGAUUCCACAUCUACCUACCUCAUUUCGGACCACUGCUACUGCCGGACCCAGCAAGCCGUCCAAGCAAAGGUGGAAGCAGCUCCUGUUAGCGACCACGUGUACGCUUCGGCACCUCUGCCGGUUCCUUCCGAACCUCCCCCAGCCCCAGUGGCCGUCACACCUCCUCCUAUUGAACAGCGGUUAUCACCGCCGCCCACGGCCACGCCAUCACCACCACCGCCCGUGAAAACGAAACCGAGGAAAAAGAGGAAGACGAAAGACGAGUCUAUCUGCGACCAGCUCAUGUUCGACAUGCCGCUCGAGCCGAUUACCAAGCUCUCUCGGGAGGUGGCGUUUGCUCGACGUAAUGUGGUGGAGGAGAUGAACAUCCUCUACGAGUUCCUCCGGACAGGAGUAGACCUGGAAGACGUUCAGUACCUCAAGCGCAGCUACGACGCCAUGCUACAGGAUGAAGUGCAAGGGUACUGGCUCAAUGACACGCACUGGGUUGACCAUCCGCCGACCAACAUACCAAACCCGACUAAGAAGAAAAAGAAGGACGAGGCCCGAGUGCACGUGACGGGCUGCGCCCGCAGCGAAGGCUACUACAAGAUGGACGUCCGGGAGAAAGCACGCUUCAAGCAGUCUGGCAGCGCUGUGCCUCAGCUAGAGACACAGGACCCCACCAGCAAAGCUCGACUUGCCGCCCAGUCAAGCAGAGAAGCACGGUCAAACCAGAGGAGGUUACUAACCUCAUUUGGGGAAGCCGAAGUGAUUAGCGACUUGCUCAAGUUCAAUCAGCUGAAGUUCCGCAAGAAACAACUCAAAUUUGCGAAGAGUCGCAUUCACGACUGGGGACUGUUUGCUCUGGAGCCGAUUGCGGCCGACGAGAUGGUCAUCGAGUAUGUGGGCCAGAUGGUGCGGCCCAUCAUGGCUGACCGGCGGGAGCAGUUCUACACGCAGAUCGGCAUCGGGAGCUCGUACCUCUUCAGAGUAGAUGUUGAAACCAUCAUUGAUGCCACCAAAUGUGGCAAUCUGGCCCGGUUCAUCAAUCACAGCUGCAAUCCAAACUGUUACGCCAAAGUAAUUACAGUGGAAGGGCAGAAGAAGAUCGUCAUUUACUCAAAGCAGCCCAUCAACGUCAAUGAGGAGAUCACCUAUGACUACAAGUUCCCUCUGGAGGACGAAAAAAUUGUGUGUCUGUGUGGAGCGCCCCAGUGCAGGGGUUUCUUGAACUGAAGUCUCAUCGGUGGUACAUUCAUCAUGUACAGUGUACAGCUUGCAUCUCAUCAUUCUGAUCGUCAUCUUCAUCAUCGCAUUGGUUGUGUUGGGAAGGAGGCCUGUUGUGGAACAGUGCUUGAAUCGUGUUCCCGAAACUUAUUGAAACAUUUCAUCGUGUUGGCAUUGUAUAGACCCCCUGAGCCGCCCAGAAAAACACGCGCAUGCACAAAUCAUAAUGUACAUAAGAGAAAAGUCAUAUUGCAAUGCAUUAACUUCUGUCUUGUUGUCUUUUUUCCCUUUUCUGUUACUCUUUGUACAUUCGUUAAACUCUGCACUUGUAAUAAAAGAAAAAGCUGCACGUUGUAC